UGACGUCUCUCCCUCCCUCUCUUCACUCUCAUGCAGUCAAAUCAUAGCGAUCUGGCGGUCAGAGGUGCAUGCGUCUUCUAACUAGAGAGCAGCUAACACCUUCUGUGGCCGCGUUUGUAAGCUCUGGAAAAGACUAUCACAUCUGGGGGAAGUCUGUCCUAACUGAAGUUAACUAACGUAUCGACAGCGAUCCCAAAAAACCGACAGAAAUGGACGAAAAGGCGUUUACGAAAGAAAUUGAUCUGUGGAUCGAGCAGCUCAACGAGUGCAAGCAGUUGCCGGAGGGACAAGUUAAAAUACUUUGUGAAAAGGCAAAGGAGAUCCUGACCAAGGAGUCAAACGUGCAGGAGGUGAGAUGUCCUGUGACGGUGUGUGGCGACGUGCACGGCCAGUUCCACGACCUCAUGGAGCUGUUCAAGAUCGGAGGGAAAUCUCCAGACACAAACUAUUUGUUCAUGGGAGACUACGUAGACAGAGGGUACUACUCUGUAGAAACCGUCUCUUUACUAGUAUCACUUAAAGUACGUUACCGAGAGCGCAUCACAAUCCUCAGAGGCAACCACGAGAGCAGACAGAUAACACAAGUUUACGGCUUCUAUGACGAGUGCCUAAGGAAAUAUGGUAACGCCAACGUUUGGAAGUACUUCACAGACCUGUUCGACUAUCUCCCCCUCACUGCCUUGGUAGACUCUCAGAUCUUCUGCCUUCAUGGAGGCCUGUCGCCGUCCAUAGAUACUUUGGAUCACAUCAGAGCACUGGACCGUUUACAGGAAGUGCCACACGAGGGUCCCAUGUGUGACCUGCUGUGGUCAGACCCUGACGACCGCGGCGGCUGGGGCAUCUCCCCUCGAGGAGCCGGCUACACUUUCGGCCAGGACAUCUCUGAGACUUUCAACCACGCCAACCGCCUCACACUGGUGUCUCGUGCCCACCAGCUGGUUAUGGAGGGUUACAACUGGUGCCAUGAGAGGAAUGUGGUGACAAUAUUUAGUGCUCCCAACUACUGCUACCGCUGUGGCAACCAGGCAGCUAUCAUGGAACUAGACGACACCCUCAAAUACUCAUUCUUGCAGUUUGAUCCUGCGCCUCGCAGAGGGGAGCCUCAUGUCACUCGCCGCACCCCAGAUUACUUCCUGUAAAUUCUGACCUUUGACCCUUGUACAGUCAUUUCCAGUAUUGCCAUGGUGUAUGACCUUCAACCGAUAACAACAUGAAUGAGGAAGGGGAGGGUGGGGGACUGGGGGGGGGGGGGGCUACACAGCGGUGCACAUUGUAUAUCCACACAAAGACUUAUUUAAGCAUUUAGCAAAAAACUGUCUGUUUAUCUAUGAAUGGACCAAAAGUUGUGUGUCAUAAUCAUUACAAUAUUCAUUGCUGAGGACUUGUAUUGAAAAUCUCCCUCGCCAUGUAAAACAGUGAUGUUUAAGUUCCUCAUUCUCUACCUGGUGUAGCUGGACUGAUGACGCUGAGGUCCAAAUACAGCUGUGUGAACCCCACAUGCCAUGGCUGAUAGUUAGGAGAUCUGAACAUGAUCUGUUUGCACUUUUGUAAAUCUAAACAAAUGUAACAUAUGUCAAAAGAUGGAAAUAGUUUCACACUACAGAUGUCUUUCUUUUUGAUUUUUAAAAAAGUACAAAUAAAGCCCCCAACAGGCAAGCGUUACUUUUAAGGAAAGCCCUUCUUAUGCAGACACACAGCUUGGUUUAUAUGAUGACAGAUGAUGGAGUGUCCAUCCAUCCUCUCUGACCCCCUCAACGACAGUCUGUUAACCAAAACAUUUCAAUAAUAAAGAUGAAGGUGGCUCCUUGAUGUGAA
Molecule: messenger RNA, 1815 nt
Organism: Cottoperca gobio
Lineage: Eukaryota; Metazoa; Chordata; Actinopteri; Perciformes; Bovichtidae
Gene: ppp2cab
Product: protein phosphatase 2 catalytic subunit alpha b
Exons: 7
Coding region: 210-1139 (309 amino acids)
Molecular function (GO): protein serine/threonine phosphatase activity
Source: RefSeq, a predicted model, not a curated record